This is a messenger RNA of Apis florea (little honeybee), 1653 nucleotides long. RefSeq names its product U2 small nuclear ribonucleoprotein auxiliary factor 35 kDa subunit-related protein 2. The record is from RefSeq and is a predicted model, not a curated record. Lineage: Eukaryota; Metazoa; Arthropoda; Insecta; Hymenoptera; Apidae. Gene Ontology annotation, molecular function: metal ion binding; RNA binding. Gene Ontology annotation, cellular component: U2AF complex. Gene Ontology annotation, biological process: mRNA splicing, via spliceosome.
CAUUAAACUGUCCUAGUUAAGUACACAUGUAUUAUGUAUUUAAUGGAUACGAUGAAUUAUAUAAAAAGAAUUUUUUUAAACAAUAAAUCAAUUUUGAUGAUAGCACAGCGACGUGCACGUGUGGUCCGCCAUUUCUUUAUUGGCAUCGACUACCAGAUACGCUUCAACUUGUGUCAAAAAUUCGUGAUACUAUGAUAUUAUCGGAGAUAACACAAAUAUUUUCUUGAAAAAUGUAUGGUAAUGGAAGGGAGUCAUUUGACGAAAAAGAGUCAUAAGGAGUGGCGUAAAAUAGCGAAAAGGGAGCAUCGGAGACGUCUGCGUCGUAAAGCGGCCGCUGAACGUGAAGCGAACGAGGAACAACUGAGGGCAGCACUUGUAAAAAGCGCGGAAUAUUUAAAGUGGUUAGAACAGUGUGAAAUUGAGGAGAGGGAAAAAGAAGCUCGAGAAAAGGAAGAGCACGAUCAAAGGGAAAAACAAUGGUUAGAAGAAGAGGUAAAAGCACAAGAAGAAUGGAAAAUUCUACAAGAGAAAAAACAAAAAGCUCGACAGUUACAACUGGAACAGGAAGCGAAAAUACGUCAAGAAUUCGAAGCGAAACAGGAAGCAAUUCGCAAAAAACAGGAAGAAGAAAAACGUAGAAGAGAAGAGGAGAUUAGACAACGGGAACAGCUAUUAAAAGAAAUCGACGACUAUAUCGAUAAUGGGAUCAAGACUCCGGAAGCCUUGCGAGAAGUUAUCGAUAGUCAACCUGGUAAAGAGCUUUGCCCCUUUUUUACAAAGACUGGUGCUUGCAGGUAUGGUGAUACUUGCUCAAGAAAUCAUCGUAGGGUAUGUUUGAGCAAAGUGAUACUAGUACCUAGUUUUUAUACACAUUUUUCCUUGGAGAAAAAUUGCGCGGAAUACGAUACGGAUAUCGCACUCGAAUUUGAAAGUUCAGAGACACGACAGCACUUUCGUGAAUUCUACAAAGACGUAGUUCCUGAAUUGGAAUCAUUUGGAAGGAUAAAAACUUUAAAAUAUUGUUGUAACACCGAAGUUCAUUUACGAGGAAACUUAUAUGUUGAAUAUUACACCGAAAGAGAAGCUGCCAGAGCUUUAAGAAGAUUAAAAGGUCGAUGGUAUGCUGGUCGACAGCUCAAUUGUGAAUUUGUUAAUUUGAAAUCAUGGAGGAGUGCUGUGUGUGGAAUGUCGAAAUGUCCUAAAGGAAGGGCUUGCAAUUUUUUGCACACUUUUAAAAAUCCUCAUGACGAGUACGAUAUCAAAAGCCCACCGAGAUGGGCAAAACAAUUAUCUUCAUCCUCUCAAGAUGUUACAAGCAAUAAAAAAAUCGAACAUAGGAAUAAUCAAAGUGGGAAGAUGGCAGCGAUGUAGAGAAUGGUAAAAAUUGGAGAUGGUCUGAAUCUCCAGAACCGGAGAUAGAACACCGUUCGAAAACCGUUGAAAAACGUCACCAUCAUUCCGAUGAAAGAGAUUCUCGACAAAAAUCGACGCGUGAUAAAUACGAGCAAUCUGAUAAAGAUAGAGUUUCCGAUGAUGAUGAAAUACCUAGAAAACAUCGUAGAUCGAGUUCUAGACAAAAAUUGAAAAGGUCCCGAAAAUAACUAUGUAUUAUAUAUUGAUUAUGAUUAAAAUUAUUAAUUUUUAAGAACCAAA